Messenger RNA from Staurois parvus, 501 nucleotides. NCBI's taxonomy places the organism in Eukaryota, Metazoa, Chordata, Amphibia, Anura, Ranidae. The record is from the annotation of a GenBank genome assembly.
ACACAAACAGACACCUGUACACACACAGACAUGUACAUACACACACAGAUACAUGUACAUACACAGAAAUACACACGCACAUACAUAAACACACACACACAUGUACAUGCACACAGACACAUGUACACACACACAGACACAUGUGCAGAUACACACAUGUACAUACGACACAUGUACAAUUGUACAUGCAUACAGAGACACACACAAACACAUACACAUGUACACAAACACAACCCUAAAAAGUUGCAGUACUUCGUUGUUCACUCACAGAGUCAGGUACUGCACUCUAGGGGGAGGCAGAGAGCACAGCACACACGCCUUCCUUUGCUUUCACUGCGCUCAGCUAUUGAGCAUUCUGACGGCUCACAGUGCCAAUGACAGAUCCAGCCUGAGCUCCAAGCCUGCUCAGCAAGAUAGCCCUGGGGGACACACUCGUCCCCACAAUAAUUUCCACUCGCCAUUGGCGAGCAGGCGAGUGGAAAUGUCAAGCCCUGUUUAAAU